Tarenaya hassleriana is the source of this 496-nucleotide messenger RNA. RefSeq lists its product as uncharacterized. The record is from RefSeq and is a predicted model, not a curated record. NCBI's taxonomy places the organism in Eukaryota, Viridiplantae, Streptophyta, Magnoliopsida, Brassicales, Cleomaceae. The transcript has 3 exons. Bases 65 to 385 code for a protein of 106 amino acids.
GGCUCAAAAGAUUCAAUUAGAGAGAGAAAAUCUCCCGGGGAGAGGAUAGCGGCACUAGAGAGAGAUGAGGCUGUUCGAUCCAUGGCCCGUGUUCUUCAAGAGGGAAUGGAAACGUUGUUGGCCGUUCAUUACUGGUUUCGCCGUUACCGGCGCCAUCAUCACCAAGUUCACUGCUGGGCUCACCGAGGAAGACGCGAAGAACUCGAAGUUUGUCCAGCAUCACAGGAGCCAAAUGCAGAAGCGAGCGGUGGAUUUCCCGGAGAAAGAAGGCGGUGCAUUUCAGCUCUCAUGCCUCUCUAUUCCAUUAACAUGGAAGAAUAUAAUUACCCUGAAGAAUCCCAAAGCAAAUGCUUUGAUGAUUGGUUUUUCUUCCCUAAUGUUUUGAAAUGGAUUUUGUCAUCUUUUCCAGGUAAAAGAACACAUUUUUGGUUACAUUGCAGCAAUGGUAGUUUUCAUAACAUGCUUCGGUUUCAAAAUACACUUACUCCUAAUGUUA